GACCAGUUACUGAUUUAAAAGGUCCAAUGCAGUCUGUGGCUUAGUGGGGAAUAUUAUUGUAUGAAGUAACUAAGUAAAGAAAAAAAAUCACGAAAUCUCCCCGCUUGCUUUUGUUGCCAGUUCAGCUCCAUGGUCCUGGACAGCACCUCAAAAAUAAGAAUUCACAAUUGCUCUAUAGCACAACACUACUAAAGGUACUAAAUAUACAGAAAAAGAGGGAUAAAUUACUGCAAAGAUAAAUUAAAUAAGAGACAACCAUUAUAUUACAUUUCUAGUGAAAAAAUACCACAGUAAUUGGGCUACAUGGGUUUAAGUGCAAAGAUAGCAUAUGGUAAAAUAAUAGAUAUAAAUAUGCAAACAUGCAUGUGCUAUUGCUAUAGACUUUCUGCAUUAACACAUAUGUGUAGACAACAUAUAAAAAUGUUCUUAUUGGAACAAUAAAGUGAGCUGGUUAUUGUUUCUAUAUAGAGGAUUACUUUAAUGUUGUAACAAAAAAAAAGAUUCUGAAAAAAAUAUUCUGAAAGAAUUGACAGCUUCGUAAUAUGUCUAAUAGGCUGUGGGUAGAAACUUUUCUUUACCUUGUGGAUUCUACAGUACUGAAUGUAAGAUGAUAGUAACAGAUUGACGUUUUAUUUAUUUAUUUGUCUGUAUUAUUUAACAAAUACAAGAUCGAAAAGGUAAAAUUUGGUUUUAAUUAAUGAACACAAUAAGUGACACAAGACACUAAACGAGACUAAACUGCAAUUCCUAAAAAAUGCUCUUAGGGUCGCUGUUCACCAGCAAAGGGAAAUGAAAUACUCCACUCCACCCUUCUCAUGAAACAUUUUACUUUCCCCUUUUAUGCCGAGAUCCGUAGCUGCAACAUAACGCUGUGUUUACUGUAGAAGAUACUAAGCUUUAAUAAUUGGGACUUCUGAACGUUGCGAGAAUGGGGCGACAGGUAUUUACUUGUCGUACUUUGAUUCUGUUGGCGUGCAUCUGCAUUUUCUUUCCCAUGGUUCAUGGAGAUUUGAGCUACACGGUGUCCGAGGAGACGAAGCGUCAGUCUGUGAUUGGAAAUGUAGCAAAGGAUCUCGGACUCGACGUUAAACGGUUAUCUUCCCGGAAGGCUCGGGUAGAGAAAGAAGGUACUACGAAACGAUACUGCGACAUUAAUCUGAGCAGUGGCAAUUUGGUCGUGUCGGAAAUCAUGGAUCGAGAGAAGCUUUGUGGAUCGAAAAUAACCUGCAUUCUUAAUUACGAGCUCGUGUUGGAAAACCCUCUCGAAGUGCAUCGCGUGUCUCUGCAAAUUGAGGACAUAAAUGACAACGCUCCACGGUUCCCUAAUGACCGGAUCAUGUUUGAAAUCACAGAAUCUGCGGACAAGGGAGAAAUUUUCCCCUUGGAUGAAGCUCAUGACUCCGAUAUAGGACAAAACACAGUUCAAGGAUAUACACUUCAAAGGAAUGAUCAUUUCAUUUUGUCAGUACAUGAAACCGCUGAAAGAGGAAAAUACGCUGAAUUAGUGUUGGAGAAAGAGCUCGAUCGAGAGGAGCAAAAUGAAAUAAAUUUAAUACUCACAGCUACAGAUGGAGGCACUCCACAGAGAUCUGGUACUGUACUUAUCCACAUCAGUGUCCUUGAUGCUAACGACAAUACUCCAGUUUUCAGUCAGCCUGUUUACAGAGUUACUCUCUCUGAAAACGCACCUUUAGGUUCAAGUGUAGUUACAGUGAGCGCCACAGAUGCCGAUGAAGGGGCGAAUGGAGAAGUCAGUUAUGAGUUUAGUCGUAUAUCUGAAAGCACAGCAAAGCUAUUUUCUAUUGACAAGACAACUGGUGAGAUUAAGGUAAAUAUGAAUAUUGAUUAUGAGGAGGAAACAUCUUAUGAAAUGAGAGUACAGGCCAAAGAUGGCGCUGGUUUAGCAUCCUCUGCGAAAAUUGUCAUAGAUGUGACUGAUGUAAAUGACAAUGCACCUAAAAUUAUUCUAAAAUCUCUAAAUGACCCUGUACCUGAGAAUGCUGUUAUAGGCACUGAAGUGGGUAUUAUUAACGUUCAAGAUGAAGACUCAGGAGAUAAUCGAAAGAUACGCUGCUCCAUUCAGCAAAAUGUUCCUUUUAAAUUAAAUCCAUCUAUUAAAAACUAUUUUUCUUUAAUAACUACAGAUGCACUAGACAGAGAAAAGGAAGUAGACUACAACAUAACCAUCACUGCCACUGAUGGAGGAUCUCCACCAUUAUCCUCAUUCAUAACUAUACAUUUAUCAGUAUCAGACAUAAAUGAUAACCCACCUGUAUUUAAAGAACAGUUCUACAGUGCAUAUGUACCUGAGAAUAACAAAGCAGGUGCUUCUAUUUGUUCUGUUACUGCGAGAGAUCCAGACUGGAGGCAGAACGGUACAGUUCUGUAUUCUCUGAUGUCCAGUGAGGUCAAUGGUAUUCCAGUGUCUUCAUUUUUAUCUGUGAAUGGAGACACAGGCGUGAUUCAUGCUGUGAGGUCAUUUGAUUAUGAACAAUUCAGAAGCUUCAAAGUCCAGGUUGUAGCCAGAGACAAUGGUUCACCUCCACUCAGCAGCAACACAACUGUGAGUGUGUUCAUAUCAGAUGAGAAUGAUAACUCUCCACAUAUAUUAUACCCUGCUCCAGAAGGAAAGUCAUUAAUGACUGAGAUGGUCCCUAAAGCUGCUCUGUCAGGCUCUCUGGUCUCCAAGGUGAUCGCUGUGGAUGCUGACUCUGGACAGAAUGCAUGGCUGUCCUAUCACAUUAUAAAGUCUACUGAUCCAGGACUCUUUACCAUUGGUCUACACACUGGAGAGAUCAGGGCACAGCGGGACAUCACUGAAUCUGACAACAUGAAGCAGAACCUUGUUAUUUCAGUGAAGGAUAAUGGACAGCCUCCUCUUUCUACAACCUGUUCUGUGUAUUUACUUAUUUCUGACAACCUUGCUGAAGUUCCAGAACUUAAAGACAUGACUUAUGAAGAGAACAACUCCAACCUUACAUCAUAUUUGAUCAUCGCACUUGUUUCAGUGUCCACUUUCUUUCUGACUUUCAUUAUUCUGAUCCUGGCUGUGAAGUUUUGUCACAGAAGAAAGCCCAGACUGUUGUUUGAUGGAGCAGUCGCCAUUCCCAGUGCAUAUCUCCCUCCCAACUAUGCAGAAGUUGAUGGAGCUGGAACACUUCGUAGUUCUUAUAAUUACGAUGCGUAUCUAACAACAGGCUCACGCACCAGUGACUUUAAGUUUGUCCGAUCCUACAAUGAUAAUACACUUCCUGCCAGUGGCACUCUCAAAAUGUUCCAGGAUGAUCCAUUUGGUUCAAGCAUUAUCACCACUGAUUGCAAUGAGGUGAGCAAUCUUAUCUUAUGAGGGUUUUUUUGUAUAUAUGUGUAUGCACAGCCAGAUGGGUUGAACAAUACUGCGUCUUCUUUGUG
Molecule: messenger RNA, 3411 nt
Organism: Astyanax mexicanus (Mexican tetra)
Lineage: Eukaryota; Metazoa; Chordata; Actinopteri; Characiformes; Acestrorhamphidae
Product: protocadherin beta-16-like
Exons: 1
Coding region: 929-3346 (805 amino acids)
Biological process (GO): homophilic cell-cell adhesion
Cellular component (GO): plasma membrane
Molecular function (GO): calcium ion binding
Source: RefSeq, a predicted model, not a curated record